This is a messenger RNA of Mytilinidion resinicola, 985 nucleotides long. RefSeq names its product Nucleotidyltransferase. Gene Ontology annotation, cellular component: nucleus. The record is from RefSeq and is a predicted model, not a curated record. Gene Ontology annotation, molecular function: DNA-directed DNA polymerase activity; DNA binding. NCBI's taxonomy places the organism in Eukaryota, Fungi, Ascomycota, Dothideomycetes, Mytilinidiales, Mytilinidiaceae. The transcript has a single exon. The coding region runs from base 29 to 961 and encodes 310 amino acids. Gene Ontology annotation, biological process: double-strand break repair via nonhomologous end joining.
CUUGCAAGAGAUGGGGAAAUAUUACGACAUGAUGCAGGACCAAUGGAGAACCCUUGCAUACCGAAAGGCUGUCGCAACCCUGAAGAAGCAGACCGACUGGAUCACGACGCGAGAGCAAGCCAUCCGUCUUCCUAGCAUUGGGGAACGUCUUGCCGCCAAGAUAGAGGAGAUCGCUAUGACAAAUGGUCUUCGACGUCUCGAGAGUACGAAAACCGACUCGUUGGACGAGAACCUCCGACUAUUCCUGGGCAUCUAUGGAGUCGGCCUGACGCAGGCACACAAGUGGAUCCAGCAGGGUUACCGAACGUUGGACGAUCUAAAAGAAAAAGCCCACCUAACCAAGAAUCAACUCAUCGGAAUUGAACAUUACGAUGAUUUCGCGACCCGGAUCCCCCGGAGCGAGGUCGAGGUUCAUGGACAGAUCGUCCGGAAAGCGUUGCAGAAGAUCGACCCUCUGUUCGAAGUCACCAUUAUGGGCUCCUAUCGACGUGGUGCGAAGACGUGCGGCGAUAUUGACUGUGUCAUCACGAUACCGAAGGGAUCUAUUGAUUACAUCCGCAACGCAGUCGUAGACGAACUCGUACCGGAACUCAUGAAGCAAGGGUUUUUGAAGGUCGGCCUAGCGACAACCAACAAAGACAAUGGGUCAAAGUGGCACGGUGCAUCCGCCGUACCAGGCUCGUCACUCUGGCGGCGUAUCGACUUCCUGCUUGUGCCCUGGAACGAGAUGGGCGCUGCCUUGAUUUACUUCACCGGAAACGACUUGUUUAACCGCAGCAUUCGGCUUCUCGCUAGCAAGAAAGGGAUGCGACUAAACCAGCGCGGUUUAUUCAAGGAUGUGAUGAGAGGCAAGAACCGGGCCAAGAUCACGGAGGGUACAUUGAUAGAGAGCAAGAGUGAGAAGCGGAUCUUCGAGAUUUUGGGUGUUCCGUGGCGGCCUCCUCACGACCGCCAGAUCUAAGUGCCGAUGAAGACUUUCUUGGAU